CAAAGAUUUCGAACUUUAUUUGGGGGAGAAAUCGAUCGAUCUUCGAGACCUAGAGAAGAAGAAGAAGAGCAAUCACACAGAGAAGGAUCAAUGGAAGCACCGAAGACGAUUCCACACGAAAUCGGCGGAGUGAGAACCGACGCCCUCCGCUUCGGGCUUCACGGUGUCAAGAGCGACAUUGUUGGCUCUCAUCCUCUCGAAUCCGCCUAUGAAGAUACUAAGGUGCGGCAAGAGGAGAUGAGGAGGAAGAUCCUUGCCAACACUUACGGCUUGGCUUUACCUACGAAGAUGGAGCUGGACCGCCGAAUUCUUUCGAGGUUUCAGAGGCCUCCUGGAGUAAUACCUUCUUCCAUGUUGGGCUUGGAAGCCAUGACAGGAGCUCUGGAGGACUUUGGUUUUGAGGACUACCUAAAUGAUCCAAAGGAAUCUGAAACCUUUCGCCCAGCUAACAUGCAUCACGGCAUGGAAGUGCGGCUUGGGCUUUCCAAGGGACCAGUAUGCCCCAGUUUUAUUUAAAUUGUUUCGAUGUAGUUUGUUGACUUUUAAUCAUGAUAUAUUAUGUUGUGCCGCUAUUGGUGUACUUUUCUCCGCCUCUCUUUAAUUACAAGUUAGUGUGGUUAACAUUCCAAUUUUAAUUUCAAAUCUUGAACAAUUUACCUUUUAUUAUAAGAUGGCUCUCCAAUCUCCAGUA
This is a messenger RNA of Ipomoea triloba (trilobed morning glory), 691 nucleotides long. Its product is annotated as cyclin-B1-2-like. Gene Ontology annotation, biological process: proteasome assembly. Gene Ontology annotation, cellular component: nucleus; cytoplasm. Bases 91 to 516 code for a protein of 141 amino acids. Lineage: Eukaryota; Viridiplantae; Streptophyta; Magnoliopsida; Solanales; Convolvulaceae. The transcript is spliced from 4 exons. The record is from RefSeq and is a predicted model, not a curated record.